AUGAUUAAUGAAUCUGCCAAGACUACUCACGAUAGACUUGACGAUUAUACAGCUGGAUGUGGACCAGCGCAACGUUCAUUUCCAUUGGCGUUCUGCUCUUGGAUAGACGAUGAUAAUCUACUUGAUGUUUCCGAGAACGAAACAGUACUUACACAUUCUCGUUCAUUAUCAGAAUCAGUUGCUGGUGUUGUCAAUUCUAUUUGUCGAUCGUUGUUAAGAAAUACGUCUUAG
Molecule: messenger RNA, 231 nt
Organism: Adineta ricciae
Lineage: Eukaryota; Metazoa; Rotifera; Eurotatoria; Adinetida; Adinetidae
Source: the annotation of a GenBank genome assembly